Molecule: messenger RNA, 1407 nt
Organism: Penicillium salamii
Lineage: Eukaryota; Fungi; Ascomycota; Eurotiomycetes; Eurotiales; Aspergillaceae
Source: the annotation of a GenBank genome assembly
AUGUCGCAAACCAAUGGUGGCAGAAUCGUGCCCAUACUUGCGGGCCACGAUCCGCUUCAUCCCAAGUCGUUAGAACAGCCUACCAUGCCAGCUUCAAUCCCUCACAUCCAAAAUCCUCAUGAGACCUCGCCUUCUCCUCCGAUCCCUCCAACUGCCCCGUCCAUGAUCGAACCUUUACCCGACAAAAGACAAGACCCCACGAGUACGGGCCACCCAAGCUUGGAGAUGCCUGCCCUCAAAGAACGAGGGCUAUUCGCUCUACCGACUGAUGGUGACGGGAAUUGUCUUUAUUAUUCCUUUUCAGAUCAGCUGUAUGCAAACACACAUCACGCAAACGAAAUUCGUCAGCGACUCGCCGAUCACAUGGCGGCCAAUAGAGACUAUUUCAUGCAAUUCGUCUCGGAUGGGGGAGAGCGUCGUCGACCAAAACGCGCAGCUGCGUCCACAUAUGCGACGCGUUCAGCCGACGUAUCUACCCCGUCUGAUCAGGAUAAAGAAUCCAGAUUCCAAGAGAUGAUUGCUACAACUCGCAAAAAUGCAGAGUGGGGUAGCUCAGAGCAUAUCCAGGCUUUCUGCCAAGCCUACGGACUUGACGUGACCGUAUACACCAUGGAUGGAGUGCAUCCAUUUCAAGAUGUGAAUGCACCUCCUGACGAGUCCCGCAAUGUGAUACAUAUCGCCUUCCACGAAUUUAAACAUUACUCCUCUGUGCGGAGCAUUGGGGGCACGCACAAGGGCCUGUUAUCGGAUGUGCAGUAUGCGAACACUGCCCCGGCUGGAUCCGAGUCUGAGUUCAAGACCGCAUCUAAGCUUGACGACACUGGUGAAAGCCUUUGUUCCGGGGACAAGUCCGAUCUCGCCCACUCGCCGAGCAAUGCCAACCUCGCCGUGGACGUCUAUGCACCAUGGGACAUUAGGUCAAUUGAAGAGAGUCUUGGCGGCCGGUACGACCGAGAAACCAUUAUUGAUAUGCUGCAGAGGUGUCGUGGGGACAUUGAUCGAGCGUUUGCUGCACUGCUCGAUGAGAAGUCAGAUGACCAGGUUGAAAAGAAAAUCCCACCUGUCAUCCCAGUCAAGCCAAGUCUUCAAGCCUCCCGCGAAACUUCCCCUUUCAGCACUGGCAGCAAGCGGUCAGCAGAUGAUAGUGACGACUCAGAAGCCCCACAGCCUGCACGGCGGGUCCGUCCCAAGCGACGCUUUCUAUCAAGCCUGACCUUGGGUGUUGGUAUCUCAUUUCGCGACAACGAAGAUGAAGUUGUCUCCCUCAAUCUUCGAAUGCCGUCAGAAAACGAAAAGGGUCAGGCCACAGACCCUUCUUCCACCCGUAGCACGACCCCGGAACAAUCGGAUGUGGAAGGAAAGAAGUGUCGACGCAGCGACCGAAUAUCCCGAUCUCGCAACACAUGA